AUGCCCGUACUGAAGACUCAGUCCGAAUUUGGACAUGCUCCUCCUCCUCAAACUCCCUACAGUGUUAUCACUAAUCUUCCAGGAUGGGACGUGGCGAGGGCCAUUCGAGAAGGCGAUCCUGCUCCUCUGAAGAAGCUGGUUCACAUAUAUCCCCGCUUCAUGCCCACGCACUAUUCUGCUCAACUUGGGCAUGAGAUUGCAAAACGUCUUGGCCAUACAGACAAGGCUGCAUUGGUUUAUCUUAACCCUGCGGUAUGGCCAUAUACUCUUCAUCAUAUCACCCACGAAAACCGCGGAGACAAACGCUUGACAGCCCAAGACGCCACUCUCAAAUGCGUCGAUAUAGCAGGCCAUAGAGUAUAUGUUGUUCUCGUUAGUCCAACGGCGAUACCUGCUGUGAUGCUCACUUGGCAGAAUCCAGGACUCGGAAUCUCUAUUCGUGGAGCUGAGGAUCUUCUCAAAGGCCUAGACACUAUCAAGGAAGUCCCCUAUGAGGCUGAAAAGGGCCCUAUCCCAUCUCCGACUUGGACCCCCGAGAGCGAAGCCCAUGGUGACCUCCGGACCAGGAUCGUCGACCUUCUCCAUCGUGCGCCGGUUGAUGCAGACAAGGUCAAGUGUACACCAAGCGAUGUGUUUCUGUACCCGACGGGCAUGGCUGCUAUCUUCCACUCCAGCUCUCUGUUGACAAAGCACCGACCCGGCACUAUUGUCGUGCUGGGCAUCAUCUUCCACAAUACAUACCACCAUCUUAUAGAAGAAUGCCCGCAAGGAUUGAAGCACUUUGGAAAGGUUGAUGAACAAGGUCUUUUGGCCUUUGAAGAUUGGCUGAAGCAUGAGAAGCAAGAGGGAAGACCUGUUAGCCAUGCAUUUGUGGAGGUUCCUGGGAAUCCAACCUUGGAAACUGUCGAUACGAAUCGUUUGAAGGAACUAUCUGAAGAGUAUGGAUUCUUUCUCAUCAUCGACGACACAAUCAGUGGUUUCGCCAACGUUGACGUCUUAUCCAGCUCAGACAUCCUCCUUUCGUCUCUCACCAAGUCCUUCAGUGGCUAUGCCAAUGUCAUGGGCGGUUCCAUCGUCCUAAAUCCCACUUCUCCCCAUUAUCAUAAUCUUCGGACCCUUUUCAAAGAGUCUCAUCAUAACGAGCUCUUUGCUUCCGAUGCUCAAGUCUUGCUCUCCAAUUCAAGGGACCUCCUUGAGCGUACCAAGAUUCUGAACCGGAACGCUCUCGCCAUGGCCAACUUUCUCAACAGUGCCAGGUCGGCUCCAGACUCUCCUGUGGCCAAUGUGCAAUAUCCCAAGCAACUCAGCAGCAAGUCAAACUACGAUGCAAUUCUAAGGCGAGCAACACCAGAACUGCCAGAGCCUGGAUACGGCUGCCUCCUGACUGUUGAAUUCUCAACUGUUGAAGCUGCGACAGCCUUCUACGACAGGACAGGCUUCUAUCCGAGCCCUCACCUUGGCGGACAUGUCACAAUCAUGUUUGCGUACAACAUGGUCGUCUUUGGUAAGAAACCAGACGAGAAGGCGUAUAUGCAUCAACUAGGAGUCAGGGAAGCAAGUGUGCGUAUCUCGGCUGGUCUAGAAAAUGAACAAGACUUGAUCGACACUCUGACAGAUGCUCUGGAAGUUGCUACUGAAGUCAACAAAGGGCUCGGACAGGACAUUAACACCCCGGCACACGUUCCAAGGCUGGUAGAAUGA
Fusarium mangiferae is the source of this 1701-nucleotide messenger RNA. RefSeq lists its product as uncharacterized. Bases 1 to 1701 code for a protein of 566 amino acids. The record is from RefSeq and is a predicted model, not a curated record. The transcript is spliced from 3 exons. NCBI's taxonomy places the organism in Eukaryota, Fungi, Ascomycota, Sordariomycetes, Hypocreales, Nectriaceae. Gene Ontology annotation, biological process: transsulfuration. Gene Ontology annotation, molecular function: pyridoxal phosphate binding; cystathionine gamma-synthase activity.